This is a messenger RNA of Lachnellula hyalina, 300 nucleotides long. It is a transcript of the gene acbp-1, whose product is annotated as Acyl-CoA-binding-like protein. The record is from RefSeq and is a predicted model, not a curated record. Gene Ontology annotation, biological process: fatty acid metabolic process. NCBI's taxonomy places the organism in Eukaryota, Fungi, Ascomycota, Leotiomycetes, Helotiales, Lachnaceae. Gene Ontology annotation, molecular function: long-chain fatty acyl-CoA binding. The transcript is spliced from 3 exons. The coding region runs from base 1 to 300 and encodes 99 amino acids.
AUGUCCGCCUUCGAUACCGCAGUCGCAGACUCCAAGAAGCUUACCUCCAAGCCCAGCAACGAUGAACUGCUAGAGCUCUACGGACUGUACAAGGUUGCGACAGGCGAAGAUAUCUCCAAGGCCGAGAAGCCAGGCAUGUUCGAUCUCAAGGGCAAGGCGAAGAAGACUGCAUGGCAAUCCAAGGUCGACGAGGGUCUUACGUCUGAUGAGGCGAAGGAGAAAUACGUUGCGCUGGUGGAGAGCUUGAAGGAGAAGCUGGGAUAUGAUGCGGAUAAGGUUCCGGAGGCUGUGGGCGCUUAG